AUGGCUGGAAGCCAAUUUUUUCUGUCCUUACAAGCAAUAGCAGUUUUAAAACUCUUAGGUUCAUCAAAGGAGAAUCUUUUAUCUAUGGUUGAUCUCUGCCAUCAGUCAGAUGAUGAAGAUGAGGAAGAGGAAGAAAGCAGUGCCGAGAAAUCUUUGCUAGAGAAGACAUUUAAUGAACGGAAUUCAUUAAAUGCAGAUAAUCAUAAUCACAGAAGAUGUUUACCUUUCCAGUUGGUUCAUGUUCGAAGCCGCCAAAAAAUUGUUAUUUUGGCAACUCUUCUAGUUAUUGUAAUAAUGUUGGCUUGUGCUGUUAUAAUCUGGAUUAGGAUGGGAAAAAACCCUAUUGAUUCUACAGUGGUUUCUCGGGUAUAUGUAGAGGUUUUUGCAGGAGCAAUGCUUUUAUUAGCUGGAGCAUUAGCUUGUUAUGGAAUAUUACUAUGCCUGAAAAUGAGCAAAGUCAGAACUGAAAGAGCUUCUUCAGAGCUUUGGAAGGUUGCGGGUUUAGCUGUUGUUUGUGUUAUAUGUUUCACCUCUAAUGCUUUUGUGGCUUUGUUAACUGACAUUCCGAUGCUUUAUCACUGGCAUGACCAGGAAGUGAAUGGUGGUUGUAUAUCUCUUCUAAUUGUGUAUUACUUUGUAGGUUCAUCAAUCCCCUCAGCCUUUUUAUUAUGGGUAAUGAGAGAAGCACCACCAUUAAUAACAGCUUAUGUACAACAAGAGUUAGCUACAUUAACUUUCGUAAGUGAUAGUACAGCAGUAAUACCAAAUCCUCAGCACUGGACGACUGCGCCAAGUGUGAGAAAUCAGGCGGUGUGUUUUGCUUUAAUGGGCAUUGGCAGCUCAUUUCAUGCUCAAGAAACUGCCGUGAGUGGGUAAUUGGAGAGUCGAGUGUGGUUCUGGCCUUCGGGUACUGUGUGACUUCAGGCCAUCAACUAUAGAGGUUAACAUAACAAUAAAGCUUUUACUUGUGUUGCUUUUCUCGA
Molecule: messenger RNA, 983 nt
Organism: Humulus lupulus (European hop)
Lineage: Eukaryota; Viridiplantae; Streptophyta; Magnoliopsida; Rosales; Cannabaceae
Exons: 10
Coding region: 1-876 (291 amino acids)
Source: RefSeq, a predicted model, not a curated record